AUGCAUCUCCCUACUCUCGCUCUCAGUUUCCUGGCCACCAGCGCCGCCGCGGUGGUGGUCCCCGUUGCUCGCAACGAAACUCUCGACUUUGACGCGUUCCGCACCGAGGUCCUCCAGCCUGGGAACAUUCAGGAGCUUUGGAAGGGCGUCUACCCGCACAUUGACGCCCUCCUUCCUGGAAUCCAGUGCGCCAUCGCCGACGACGCGGGCACGUACGCCAGUGUCGAUGCAUCCUUGGUGUCGGUGCGCUCCGACUACUGCACUUCUCUCGAACAAGAGCUCGUAUCCAUUUUCCCCACCAUCCGCUGCUACGGCGACCUGGACCUGGAUGCUUACCUGGCCAACAACAUGACGGCCGCCGAAUCCAAUCUUCAGACCCGUGCUACGAACCCAGUCAUCGAGGCGGAUGAGUCCACCGACAAGUCCAAGGCCAGCACCAAGACUCAGUCCUUCGUCAGCAGCUGCGCCGGUGCCACGCACCCGGGCAACUGCCGCGCUUGUGCCAUUGGAUACGGUGCUGCUGCGGCGUCCGAGAUUGGCGUCUGUGCUGCUGCCGCUUAUGCUGCCAUGGCCUCCACCGCUGGUGUCGCCACGCCUGCUGUUGUUGCGGGCAUGACCACUUGUGGUGCUCAUGCCCUUACUUCUUUGUUCGCAAACAUCAACGGUUGCUGGACUCGGUAA
Lasiodiplodia theobromae is the source of this 681-nucleotide messenger RNA. RefSeq names its product Hit domain containing protein. NCBI's taxonomy places the organism in Eukaryota, Fungi, Ascomycota, Dothideomycetes, Botryosphaeriales, Botryosphaeriaceae. The transcript has a single exon. The record is from RefSeq and is a predicted model, not a curated record. Bases 1 to 681 code for a protein of 226 amino acids.